AUGGGCUUGCUGUGGAAGCAUCAUUUUCGAGGCAGGAAGCUUGUCUUCACAGUCACGGCGGCCUCCUGCCAGGCCUUCCUGCUGCUGGGAUACGACCAGGGUGUCAUGUCUGGUAUCAUCGGUGCCGAAAAUCGAUUCGCCCGGGACUUCAACAAUCCGGAUCCCGAUAUGCAAGGCAAUAUCACCUCUCUGUACAACAUUGGACGUGUCGUAGGCUCAAUUAUCUCCUACUUCAUCGGCGAAAGACUUGGUCGGCGGAGUAUGCUCAUGUCCGGAGCCACAAUAAUGAUCAUUGGUUCGAUUCUCUUGGGAGCGUCGGAGAACCUUGCCAGUCUACUUGCUGGUCGCAUCAUCACCGGUAUUGGCAACGGCAUGAACUCAUCAACAGCACCCGUAUAUCUUAGCGAGUGCGCUCCAGCCAGCAUUCGUGGUGCUCUCCUGACACUUCAAGGGACGGUGACAAUCCUGGGGGUUGUCAUUGCAUACUGGACUGACUAUGGUACCAGUUUCUACGAGUCUUCCUUCCAAUGGCGAUUCCCGCUAGCCUUUCAAGCGUUCUUCGCCGUCUUCAUUGUUCUCCAGAUCGUCGGAGUUCCUGAGACACCUCGAUGGCUUGUUGCACGCGACCGAUAUGAGGAAGGCAGAGACGUUAUCGCUGCUAUUUAG
Messenger RNA from Colletotrichum aenigma, 666 nucleotides. It is a transcript of the gene STL1-1, whose product is annotated as Sugar transporter STL1. Gene Ontology annotation, molecular function: carbohydrate:proton symporter activity. The transcript has 3 exons. The record is from RefSeq and is a predicted model, not a curated record. Bases 1 to 666 code for a protein of 221 amino acids. NCBI's taxonomy places the organism in Eukaryota, Fungi, Ascomycota, Sordariomycetes, Glomerellales, Glomerellaceae. Gene Ontology annotation, cellular component: membrane. Gene Ontology annotation, biological process: transmembrane transport; carbohydrate transport.